AUGGCCAUUGAAGAUUUCUACUCCAAAAAUAGCUACAACACAAUGUUGGUGCCUCAUUUUAGGGAUUCAAGCAUUGAUGUUGUUUCUGCAGCAUCUGCAGCAAUAGAUCUGCUGAAGAACACUCAAGUUAUGGCGAUUUUGGGGCCGCGAAGAUCUACACAAGCAGACUUCGUGAUAGGUAUCGGCAACAAAGUGAAAGUCCCAAUAAUCUCACCAGCAACGAGUCCGUCGCUAUCGCCUCAAGAAUCGCCAUACUUCAUCAGAUCAUCAUGGUGCUCUGCUUCUCAAGCCAAAGCAGUUGCUGCAAUCGUCAAGAAUUUCGGUUGGAGAGAAGUCGUGUUAGUUUACGAAGACACCAAUUAUGGGAGUGGAUUAUUGCCAUUUCUGACGGAGAAUUUGUUGGAAAGCUAUGCUCUAGUCUCAAACAUGACUGCGAUCUCCCCUUCUGCUCAAAAUGAUACGAUUCUUGAAAAAUUGUAUGAGUUGAAGAAGAUGCAGACGAAGGUGUUUGUCGUUCACAUGUUGCAGCCUCUGGCGUCGCGUUUCUUCAAAAUGGCGCGAGAAUCCGGCAUGAUGGAGGAGGGGUAUGUCUGGAUGAUCUCCGGCACGAUAACAAGUGUGUUGGACUCUGUGGAUCUGGAAACUGCUGAGGCGAUGCAGGGCGUGGUGGGCGUGAGGGCCUAUAUCCCGAGGUCUAGUGAAGUCGAUGACUUCACUAGACGAUGGGAGAAGAGGUUUUAUGAGGAGCAUUUGGAGUUUGAAAGACCAAAAUUAAAUAUUUUAGGUUUAUGGGCUUAUGAUAGUGUAGCUGCUCUAGCGGAGGCAGUGGAGCGUGUUGGUGUGACAUAUCCAAUAUUCGAGAGGAGGGCCGGGAUGGGAAAUUCGACCGAUUUGGAAGAAAUUGGGAUUUCAAAUUCCGGAUCAAGACUCGCACCCUUGAUCAGAAAUUUUACCUCAAAAGGGUUGAGUGGCGAUUUUGUAAUUAAAAACGGGGAGCUGCAGCCGGAUGUGUUCGAGAUCAUGAACGUGGUAGGCAAUGGGGCAAACAGAGUCGGAUUUUGGAGGGAAAGUUACGGGAUUUCGAAGGAUUUAAAGGGAAACGGUGGGGGGAGAAGCCUCGGAGCCAUCGUGUGGCCGGGGCAGACGAGCGAGGCGCCCAAAGGUUGGGCCAUAAACUCGAGCAAGAAGUUGAGAGUGGGAGUGCCUUUGAAGGGUAGAACUAGUGGACUUAUUCAUGUUACAAUAGAUGAAGAAACAAAUGUGGUUAAACCGAGUGGUUUUUGCAUUGAUGUGUUCGAAGAAGUCAUGAGAUCAAUGCCGUAUCGUGUCGAAUUCGAGUACAUUGGCUUCCAAAAUGUCGAUGGGAAUAGCACAGGAUUUCACUACGAUCGCCUUAUUGAACAAGUAUUCCUCAAGAACUUUGAUGUAGUGGUAGCAGGCAUAACCAUCUCUGCAAACAGAUCAAACUACGUCGAUUUCACCAUUCCUUAUAUAGAAUCUGGAGCUUCUACUGUUGUCCCAAUCAAGGGCACCGAGAAUGCUUGGAUUUUUAUGAAACCUCUCACAAUGGGCCUCUGGCUUACCAUUGGGGCAUAUUUCAUCUUCACUGGCUUCGUUGUUUGGGCUCUUGAGCAUCGCGUAAAUGAAGAGUUCCGCGGCCCACCGCUACAACAAGUCGGGAUGAUAUUCUGGUUCUCUUUCUCAACACUUGUUUUUGCACAUAAGGAGAAAGUGAACAACAACUUGUCAAGAUUCGUGGUGAUUGUAUGGCUGUUUGUGGUGCUUGUUCUGACGUCGAGCUACACGGCGAGCCUGACAUCGAUGCUGACGGUGCAGAAGCUCGAUCCGACCGACAUCCACGAUCUGACAAAGAAAGGUGAAUAUAUUGGGUUCAAGGAAGGUUCUUUCAUGAGAGCAGUUUUGGAUAGCAGUAACUCAGACAACUCCAAGUUCAAAGCCUACACCUCCUUUGAAGAAUACGAUGAAGCCCUCUCUAAGGGCAGCCGAAAUGGAGGAGUAGGUGCAAUUGUUGAUAACUUGCCUUCCAUUAGGCUCUUUCUCAACCAAUAUUGCCACAAAUACACCAUGAUCGGCUCAACCUACAAAAAAUCCGGCUUUGGAUUUGCAUUUCAAAAAGGUUCGCCACUAGCCCCUGAUGUUUCAAGAGCAAUCUUGCAAGUGAGAGAGAAUGGGAAAAUGGAUAAAAUUUCCGACAAGUGGUUUGGCAAAGAGAACUGCGGGUGUCGUAAUGGAACUGCCGAUGCCUCAAAAAGCCUCAAUCUCGACCAUUUUAAGGGCCUCUUUUUGAUUUCUGGGCUAUCUUCGUUGUCAGCUCUAGCCAUCUCCUUGUUCAUCUUCUUGUACAAGAAUCGGAGUGUUCUAACCACUCGUGCCCCCAUCAAGCGGAAACUCUCUGAUCUCGCUGGAGCUUUUGAUCGGGAAAGAGACGAUAAAUCGAUGUCGUUAUCCAAGGAUUCGAGAGCUAGUUUUGAUGAACAAGUAGUUGCGGCAGAGACUCCUGCAAUCACCAAUUUAUGUGAUGAACAAGGAAGGAUUUCCCAAGAUGGAGACUUCGCAUCAAUACAAUUCUAGUGGUAACAACAACCUAAUUAGUUUGGAGUUACCGAAUAAUAUCUCAAAGUGUUCAAAUAAACUGUCGUUAAAUAGUAUUCUAACUCUUACAAAUGUCCCAGGAAUUUACAUGUUGAUAGUCAUGCUAUAAAUAUUUCAAAAAUAUAAAUGACAGUAUUCUUCUCCUA
Molecule: messenger RNA, 2759 nt
Organism: Salvia miltiorrhiza (redroot sage)
Lineage: Eukaryota; Viridiplantae; Streptophyta; Magnoliopsida; Lamiales; Lamiaceae
Product: glutamate receptor 2.7-like
Exons: 5
Coding region: 1-2592 (863 amino acids)
Cellular component (GO): plasma membrane
Molecular function (GO): glutamate-gated receptor activity
Source: RefSeq, a predicted model, not a curated record